Molecule: messenger RNA, 3390 nt
Organism: Penaeus indicus
Lineage: Eukaryota; Metazoa; Arthropoda; Malacostraca; Decapoda; Penaeidae
Gene: eEFSec
Product: selenocysteine-specific elongation factor-like
Exons: 4
Coding region: 1035-2708 (557 amino acids)
Biological process (GO): selenocysteine incorporation
Molecular function (GO): GTP binding; GTPase activity; translation elongation factor activity
Source: RefSeq, a predicted model, not a curated record
UCAUGCAACUUUCCACAAACAGUUGCCACGUGACUUACCAAAAUCUCUUUCUUUUUGAAAUGUUAUUAUCGUCUCUGUUUCGUCUAUCCGUCACCUUCAACUAUUUUGUUGAAAUCACAAAUUUAAAAUAAAUAUUGUAAGAAUUCGAUUAUUUGUCUUGUUUUGUUUUAUGAGCAGUUUUCUGGCAACACUUGAAGGACUGUAUGAGGUGACUGUCAAGCUGAUUGCAGUGCGGGCUGUAUCACCAGGUGUGUUUGACAUGAAAAAAGAGGUAUGAAGUUUUGGGUUCCUAUUAACGAAUACAUUUCACGCAACUGAUUAUCAUGCAGUUAUAUUUAUAGUUCAGAUUUCCAAAUCCUGGUAUUCAGGAAUAGUAAUCUACGGUCAUGGCACAUUGAUUACAUCAUGUGCAUUGCUUGAAGGCACUAAUAUUAAUAACAAGAGCACAUCGAUUAACAAAAAUAACAAAGCACGAAUACAGGAAACCGCGUUUGAAGUCUUUUGAUGGAGUGUAACCUCACCUGAAGUGUGGGUACUGUGGAGGCCGGCGGGAUGGGAACAAUGUAGAAGUGACAAUCUAGUGACAAUGCGCUGAGACUGAUAAUAUCAGUACACUCCCAGCAGCACGUGGCGAACAAGGUGAUAGAUUAUUCUUGAGGAUUUUUUUUUUUCUGAAUGAAAGGCAAGAUAAGAUAGCUAACAUUAUCUUCGUUCAUUUUGGUGUUUGAAUUUUGUUAUCUACGUUUUUAUCGCAUAUUUCUUUUUCACAGUUUUAGCUUGGGUGCUUAUUUCUGCAGCUGCAAAUCUAUCCCUGGUGAUCCUUAGGACGUAUAUCGAGAAGGUGUUCUCCCUAAAUCUGCAGUUAAAAAGGAGACUUCUGAGGCGCAUGGCCAAGACUGGAGCACAGGACUAUUAAUAAAAUAAAAGAUGUAGGCCCUGAGUUAUGACGUCACAGGUAAACACCGGACGCGACCCUUGCUUGCGGAUGGAGGAGUUCGUUCCUCUUUUGAUAGGCUCUGUUUUAAAACUACAAGAUGAGCAACAAAAUUUUGAACUUCAACGUAGGUGUGCUGGGACAUGUCGACAGUGGCAAAACAUCCUUAGCCAAAGCCCUUAGUACUGUAGCCAGCACUGCCUGUUUUGACAAGAACCCUCAGUCGAAGGAGAGAGGAAUUACCAUUGAUCUUGGGUUCAGCUCAUUUCUCGUUGAUGCCUCAGACAGCAUUAGGGAUGCUGGCUACGAAAAGACUCAGUUCACAUUGGUUGACUGUCCAGGGCAUGCAUCUCUCAUCAGGACCAUUAUUGGUGGGGCACAGAUUAUUGAUGCAAUGAUGUUGGUUGUGGAUGUCACGAAAGGCAUGCAGACCCAAACAGCAGAAUGCCUUGUUAUUGGUGAGAUUUUGUGUGAUCACUUGCUUGUUGUAUUAAAUAAAGUUGAUUUAUUGCCUGCAGAAAAACAGAAGGCUGGCAUUGAGAAGAUGACAAAGAAAAUCUUGCUAACUCUCCAGCAGACUAAAUUUGCCAAUGCUAAAGUGAUCGCAGUAGCAGCAAAGCCUGGUGGGCCGGAAGCACCUGAUGUAGAACCAGUUGGUGUAAAGGAACUUAUUGAAUCACUAACUGCAUUUUCUUAUGUUCCUAAGAGAGAUGCAGUUGGACCUUUUAUUUUUGCAGUAGACCACUGCUUUAGCAUAAGAGGCCAAGGGACAGUCCUCACUGGUACAGUACUUCAGGGAGCUGUUGCCAUAAAUGAUAAUAUUGAAAUUCCAAGUCUCAAGAUCACAAAAAAGGUUAAAUCAAUGCAGAUGUUCAGAAAACCUGUUGAGAAAGCAAUACAAGGAGACAGAGUUGGAAUAUGUGUGACACAGUUUGACCCAAAACAGCUAGAAAGAGGGGUAGUUGGUACACCAGGGCUCAUCCAAACUGCAUAUGGUGUUCUUGCUGAAGUAGAGAAAAUCAAUUAUUAUAAACUUUCCAUUGAGACAAAAGCCAAGUUUCACAUUAGUAUUGGUCAUGAGACAGUUUUAGCUAAAGUUUCGUUCUUUGGAACUGAAGAUAAACUUGAAACAAAAGAUGGAUUUUUGUAUGAUCUUAAUUACAAACAUCAAAGUGAGUUAAUACCUCUAAAAUCUCUUGAUCAGGAAGCUACUUACAAACCACAGCAUCAAUUUGCUGUCAUAGAAUUUGAAAGACCAAUUCAGAUAACACCUAAUUCAAUGCUAAUUGGUUCUAAGCUGGACUUGGACGUCAACACAAAGUUGUGUCGCCUUGCUUUCAAAGGGAAACCCCUUGAAAUCUUCACUGACAAGAACUAUCAUGACACCCAACUCGAAAAAGUAAAAGUAUACAAAAACAAAAGUAAAGAAGGUAUUGUAGAGAGAAUGACAAAUGAGUAUGAAGUCAUUGUCAAAAAUCUGUUGAAGAAAGACACAAAUAGCCAGCUGUUCAUUGGUCUUAAGGUAAAGUUCUCGACUGGGGAAGAUGGUGUGAUUGAAGGGACUUUUGGACAAGGUGGUAAGAUAAAAGUCAGAGUGACUGAUGGUUUGCAAGAUAAAACUAAAGAUUCGUUAAAAAAACUAUCAGGUGGAAAGAAGAAAGGAAAAGGGGCCCAGGAAAACCAGAACCCAAGUGAAAAUAUAGAACCAGUGAGAGUUGUUCUUAAUUUUAAAAAGUAUAUGUAUAGUAAUACAAAGAAGAUUGUUCAGACGUGAAAUUUAUAUGUCUAAUGCAGCACAGUAUAUUUGUAUAUUUUUGUCAGCUAUAAUGAAUGUCUGUCUUGACCUUUCUACAAAGAAGCAACAGUUCCUUAUAUGAUGUAAGCUAUCAAAGAAAUACAUUUGAUUAAUUCUGAAUGGUGAAAGGUGUUCAGUAAAAUAAAUUAGGUAUCAUGAUUCAUGAUAUAUAAGAAUUUCAAAUUUAAAAAUUAUGACUUGGAAGAUGUAGUUGAAUUUUUGUUUAUCUGUAUAACUGUUUGGGUUUGUUUUUAUGUGAAUUUGUUGUGGUGUACUGAUUAUUUUUAUUACUUUUUAUAAUGAGUAUAUAAGUGAUAGACUUUCCUAACUAGUUUCAAAUAUUUUGAUUUUUCCAUUUAGUUUUGCCUUUUUGUACCCUGGAAAUUAGUAAGGUACCCCACAGGGAUAAAAUGAAACAGUAAGGAGGGCACAGUCCAUUAAAUUCAGGAAUAAAAGUAUAGAUGUUGGGCUUUUUUUCAUAAUUAUCCAUUGUUUAAUUAAGAAGUGGUUUACACCCAUAUUGAACUUCAUAAGUUUUCUGCAUGUUGCUUAUUUCUGUUAGCAGAUGGUUUAAUUGAGCCCUUGCCCUUACUGCCAAGCAUCAGAUGUAUAAUGGCAGAUUUUGUACUGUGGUCGUUUAUUAAAUGGCUUAUAGUUUGCA